UCCUUCCACGAACAAAAAAACUCUACAGUCUGGUUUUUUUUUUCCUUCUUCGCUUCUCUCUCUUUCUCUCUCUUGCUGUGGGAUUUUAGGGUUUGCUGGAACUAAUUUACUUCGUCUUCCCAUCACUGGAAGCUUCUAUAUCGGACUGAUUUUCUUUCCAAUGUCUGUUGAUUACUUGAAGUUCUUUUGUCGGUGCAACGACUUCCAAUUCUUCGGGCUAUUUCUGCUUGUUGGGGGUUUUGUGCUUCCAAUUGAGUUCAAAUAGUGGGUUUCUUUGUUCAAUCGAAGCCCCCUGCGGUUGUUGCUAUGGCGCCGAGUCGGAGAAAGGGUGCUGGUAAAGCCGCUGUUGCUGCCGCCUCGCGCCGGCAGUGGAAAGUAGGGGAUCUCGUGCUGGCUAAAGUGAAAGGAUUCCCGGCUUGGCCUGCUACGGUGAGCGAGCCAGAGAAAUGGGGUUACUCAGCCGAUUGGAAGAAAGUUCUUGUUUACUUCUUCGGGACCCAGCAGAUAGCCUUUUGUAACCCUGCUGACGUAGAGGCAUUUACUGAAGAGAAGAAGCAAUCUCUUUUGGUUAAACGCCAAGGAAAGGGUGCCGAUUUUGUUCGUGCUGUACAGGAGAUCAUUGAUUGUCAUGAGAAGUUAAAAGAAUGCGAUAAUAAUGAUGAGAUUAUCUCUUCUGAAGAUGUAGCUCGAGUAAAUGGUGGUAGUGUUGUAGAUUCAUCUGCCAACGUUGGAUCAAAAGAUGAAACUGAAGCUCCUGUAGCAAAUAAUAACAAUCUGCAGUCAAAUAAUUCACUUUCUUCUAGAGACACGAGUGAACCGGUUCUUCCUAUAAAAUUUGUGUUGGCUUGUGCACAAGGCAGUUCUUUGCUUGACAAAGUGGCCUUGCGGGAUGAAGCUACUGAUGCUGUUCUUUCUGAGCAACCCUUUCCUGCUACUACCUCCUCUAGGAAAAGAUCUGGAGGAUCAAGAUUAAAAAGCUCUGUCACAAGGAGAAAUGGACCUGUCCAGAAAUCUAGAAGCUCAUCUAGGGUGGAGUCGCGCAGGUUGCAACACCUGGCAAGCCCAUUCAAUAGUGGGGACAUAGUGGCCAAUAACAUUCCUGAAGAGUUAUUGAGACGGAAUAAGCGAAACAGAAAAUCACCUGAUGGAUCUGACUGUGAUGAUGCAACUUCAGAAGCUUUAAUUUCAAAUGUUAGCAUUGAAGACAAUGCUUCUGAAAUUGUUACAGCUGACUCUGAUACCUAUAGCCUGAAUGAAUGCAGCACUAUAGAUUCUGGAUGUAAAUUCGAACACUCAGAAACUGCUGUGCAGUGUUUGGAGAGGGAUGUUGAGCUUGGCAAAGGACUUGAUCUCCAGAUAAAGGCUGUAGUCAUUAGAAAAAAAAGGAAGCCGAAUAGAAAACGAGUGGUCAAUGAUGCAUCUGGAGAUAAUGGUGGUACACAAGACAAGGAGGAGAUUUUGGAGGCUGUGGUGGACAACUCUAAUCAAUGUUCACAAAAUGAUUGUGAGAAUAGGACAGAAAGAUGUUCCAAAGAAGAUGGUGACGAACAUCUUCCAUUAGUGAAACGAGCCAGAGUUCGGAUGAGCAAAUUAUCAUCUUCAGAAGAAUGUAAAAGACAUUCAGACACAGAAGAACAGAACCAAAAGGAAGUAGUAGCUAUCAAUCUUGCUGGAAAAGUCAGCGACUAUUCAAAAACUGCUGAUGGUAGUGUUGAUAGAGGUUUGGAUACAGGAAAUGGUGUUUCGAAUUACACAUCACCUUCGAAGGUUUGCACUCAAUUCUCUGGAAAUCGGUCUCAGCUUUGUACUUUUAAGAAAGACCAACCAUUUUAUUGCUCAGUUGAUGGUGAAUCUGUUUUACCACCAUCAAAACGCCUCCAUCGUGCUUUAGAGGCCAUGUCAGCUAAUGUGGCUGAGGAAGAUCAGGUCGAAGCCGAAACCACUGUAUCAAUGCGAACUUCUAUGAACGGAUGCCUCGUAACUUCUACAUGUAGCUCCUCUCAUUUGCACAUGGAAACCAAAGAGAGUUGUUUAGGGCUGCAGAGUAAACCUUUUUAUGAUGGCCCCUCUGAAGUGGAAGAUCAAGGAUUCUAUACCAGUGUGAAUCACAGAGUCACUGAAGAGAAUGGAAAAACAACUUUAGAAGUCGAAUAUGAUCAUCAAGCAGAUCAAAAUUUACAGAAUCAACAACAAGAUUUCAAGGACGAUGUUGUACUGGAUGGUGGGGGAGAACAUAUUGAUGUCACUGAUAAUCGUGAUUCCCAGCUAGGCUUUCAUUCAGAUAGAAUACUAGUCCAUAUUAAUAGUGUGGAAAACGAGUCUCCUUUUAGAGAACAGGCUAGUAUCAGAUCUAAUUGUGACAAAAUGGAUCGGUUACUUCCUCCUGAGGAUGAAGGAAACACCAAUAUUGCUGGUCCACACGCUAUCAUAUCUGGAAACCCUGACAAGCAUAUUGAAUCUUUGGAAAGUAAUAGGAUGGUUUGUGAACUUGUUGCAGGUUCCAAUGAUAUUUCUAAGCUUUCACAUCAGAAUGGAUCUGAUGAAGUGAAGUGUGGUGGAGAUGACAAGGGUCAUGGAAUAAUAGCCGAGUCCCUGAAGCCUGCACUUGUGAACAAUUGUGAAGAGAACAACAUGCUUGAUGUGAAAGAAGUCAAUGGUAGAGAAUUGGCGAACAAUCAAACAUCUCCUUUUUCUGGUGAUCAUGUUGUUGAAAAAGAUGCAUCCGAAGUACGGUCCAGUCUGUCUGUUGCAGGCACAGGAAAUUCUCUUACAUUGGAUUCAGUUGAUCGUAUCUCAAUUUCAGAUAGUCGUAGUCUUCUACAAAAUAGUAGCAGUUGUAGUCCUCACAAAAAAAGUUUGGGUGCCCCUGCAGAGGAAGUUAAAUUUGAAUCUUCAGUGACUCAAAAAUUAAAACCUAUGGGCAAGGAUGUGGAUGCGCAUGCUGCUCUUUCAUCCUUCGAAGCCAUGCUUGGGCACUUGACUAGGACAAAAGAUAGCAUUGGUCGAGCCACACGCGUAGCUAUUGAAUGUGCAAAGUUGGGUGUUGGCCCUAAGGUGGUUGAAGUUCUCACUCGGACUCUGGACAUGGAAUCAAGCUUACAUAAAAAGUUGGACCUGUUCUUUCUUAUUGAUUCAAUCACACAGAGCUCUCAGAAUCUAAAAGGCAAUUUUGCUGAUAUUUACCCACCAGCCAUUCAGUUGGUGCUCUCACGACUCCUGUCUGCUGUUGCUCCUCCCGGAAUCAAUGGGCAGGAAAACCGUAAACAGUGCAUUAAGGUUUUAAGGCUUUGGUCACAGAGAGGGGUCCUUCCAGAAUCAAUAAUUCGUCUUCAUAUGCGAGAACUUGAGUCCCUCCGUGGCUCAUCCUCUGUGGGUGCCUACUCUCGGCGUUCAUCCAGAACAGAAAGGUCACUAGAUGAUCCUCUCAGGGAAAUGGAGGGCAUGCUUGUUGAUGAAUAUGGAAGCAAUUCGAGUUUCCAAAUACCUGGUUUUUGCAUGCCUCGCAUGCUUAAGGACGAAGACGAGGGAAGUGAUUCUGAUGGAGGGAGCUUUGAGGCUGUUACUCCUGAGCAUACAUCUCAAGGAUGUGAAGAACUCGAGACUCUUCCUGUUAUGGAGAAACGUAGACAUAUUCUGGAAGAUGUUGAUGGCGAGCUCGAAAUGGAAGAUGUUGCUCCCCCUUGUGAAGUUGAAAUGAGUUCCUCUAAUUCUGUAGUUGUAAAUGCCGUUGAAUCUGUGCCUGAUAAGUUUGAGCAGCAUUUUCCUUUACCUAUGGCUCCUCCACUACCUCAGGAUGUGCCACCAUCAUGCCCACCACUUCCAUCUUCCCCUCCUCCGCAGCCUCCGCCUCUGCCCCCUUCAUUCUCCAGGAACGAGUCAUGUGCCAAUGAUUUUGAGUUGGAACGUUCCUAUAUGGAAACUAAUAAUGCUCAAGAUAAUUCGGUGCAAUCAGUGGCUCAAUCAUCAAAUGGAUCUGGGAUUACUCAAAGAACAAGUGAUGCAGUUCAUUACCCGGCCUCAGAACGUAGAGAUCUUCAGAUGCAGAUGCCUGAAUCUACUUCUCGCUCUUUCAGCAAUAUCCCUGCUCGAGUAUUGAAUAAUUCCCAGCGAAGUGAUUCUGCUGCAUUUCACAACAAGGGUUACCCUUUAAGACCACCUCAUCCCCCACCUCAAGAUCAGUUUACCUAUGUCCAUGGAGAUCACCGCAUGAAGCCUCGAUGGGAGGAUCCGCCCGCUUCUUAUUCCAGUAGAUUCCAGUAUGAGGAUGAUACGGACGGCGAAAGCUUCUACAGCGACCAUGAAAGAACGAGACAUUACUCUUAUGAACCACAUGAGAACUGGAGGAUCCCUCGACCUUUCUACGGUUCUCGUUAUCACGAUAGAGGUAGAACAUCUUAUGGUCCUGUCUCUUGCGGUGGAACUCCAUGUGAACCAACAAGAUUACACAGCCAGAGGUGGAGAUUUCCCUCCAGAGAUAUAAACAGUAGAAACUCCAUGCCUUACAGACAACCUUACGAGGGUCCUGUGCGUGUUUCAAAUAGAGGUCCUAGCUUUUGGCGACCAAGAUGAAGAAACACGACCUAAUUACUAGAAAUGGUAGAAAUGAUUUUUUAGCUUACUCCUCGAGAUUACGGCACGGUUUAUCAAAGGUGCAAGCGAGAUAAAAAUCCAUGUGUGCCGAUGGUGUACAUAGGUAAUAUAUCAUCCUCUCCUCUCAUGCAGAUGCAGGGCGGGUAGGCUGGAAUCGCUGUAGAGAUGGUUGAGAAGUGUAAUUAAGUAGGCUGUUGAUGCAGUUUUUCCAUUUUUAUCUUAAUUUAGAACACACUCUUUGAGUCCCCAAUUUUUUUAGCAUAAUUUAUCACUUGGGAAGCCCUUUCUCUGGGUAGUUUACCAUUAUAAAAGGAAGGGCAGUUGCUAAAAGGAUUCUUACAUCUUUACCUCCUCAUGCCUUAGUUAUGGAAGAACUUAGCUUGUAUCUCUUGCCUUUUGCUCUCUCUGAAGCAAAGUAAUGGCAAAUAACUCAUCCAUUAAAAACAAACGCAUAACAAUGCUUCUUCAGCA
Messenger RNA from Momordica charantia (bitter melon), 5061 nucleotides. Its product is annotated as protein HUA2-LIKE 3. NCBI's taxonomy places the organism in Eukaryota, Viridiplantae, Streptophyta, Magnoliopsida, Cucurbitales, Cucurbitaceae. The record is from RefSeq and is a predicted model, not a curated record.